Messenger RNA from Brassica rapa (field mustard), 2178 nucleotides. Its product is annotated as nucleobase-ascorbate transporter 6. The record is from RefSeq and is a predicted model, not a curated record. Lineage: Eukaryota; Viridiplantae; Streptophyta; Magnoliopsida; Brassicales; Brassicaceae. Gene Ontology annotation, biological process: transmembrane transport. Gene Ontology annotation, molecular function: transmembrane transporter activity. Gene Ontology annotation, cellular component: membrane.
CAAUUAUUUGUCCAUAUUGCAUAACUCCAAAUGUAGUAUUUUUAUCUUCACCUCGAAUUUCGCAGAAAAAAAAAGAUAAAACAAAGCUGCUUUCCCCCCUCCCCCUUUCUCUCUGUGUCUCUGUAUGUGUGGCUUUACCUUUCGUACCUAAACCUAUCACUCACACACUCUCUCUCUCUUUCGCUCGCUAGCUGUUUUCCUCUCUGUUCUUCGUCGUCUUCUUCUCACAGAAGCUGCCACUGAUAGAAAUAAAGAAAGAGCUAUGGCGGGAGGUGGAGCUCCAGCACCGAAAGCAGACGAACCUCAACCUCAUCCUCCCAAAGAUCAGCUUCCAAACAUCUCUUACUGCAUCACCAGUCCCCCUCCUUGGCCUGAAGCUAUUCUCCUUGGCUUUCAACAUUACCUUGUCAUGCUCGGCACUACAGUUCUCAUUCCUACUGCUCUUGUUCCCCAGAUGGGUGGUGGCUAUGAAGAGAAGGCAAAGGUGGUCCAGACUAUUCUCUUUGUUGCCGGCAUCAACACAUUGCUCCAAACUCUUUUCGGCACCAGGCUGCCUGCUGUCAUUGGAGCUUCUUACACUUUUGUGCCAACCACUAUUUCCAUCAUCCUCUCUGGCAGAUUCAGUGAUACCUCCAACCCUAUAGAUCGCUUUGAGAGGAUUAUGCGAGCAACCCAAGGCGCCUUGAUUGUUGCUUCAACCCUACAGAUGAUUCUUGGUUUCAGUGGUCUCUGGCGUAAUGUUGUUAGGUUCUUGAGUCCUAUUUCAGCUGUUCCAUUGGUGGGUCUCGUUGGAUUUGGGCUAUACGAGUUUGGUUUCCCUGGGGUUGCUAAAUGCAUAGAGAUUGGGCUGCCUGAGCUUCUUAUCCUCGUAUUUGUUUCACAGUAUCUGCCUCAUGUGAUCAAAUCAGGGAAAAAUGUGUUUGACCGGUUUGCUGUAAUAUUCGCGGUGGUGAUUGUAUGGAUCUAUGCUCACCUUCUUACAGUUGGUGGGGCAUACAAUGGUGCUGCACCUACUACACAAACAAGUUGCCGGACUGAUCGUGCUGGCCUCGUUGGUGCUGCUCCAUGGAUAAGAGUUCCAUGGCCUUUCCAGUGGGGUGCUCCUUCGUUUGAUGCUGGAGAAGCUUUUGCAAUGAUGAUGGCUUCCUUUGUUGCUCUAGUUGAGUCAACCGGUGGUUUUAUCGCUGUCUCAAGAUAUGCAAGUGCAACGAUGUUACCACCUUCUAUUCUCAGCCGUGGUGUUGGCUGGCAGGGCGUCGCCAUUCUGAUAUCGGGGUUGUUUGGCACUGGUGCUGGUUCCUCUGUCUCUAUUGAAAAUGCAGGACUAUUAGCCUUGACAAGAGUUGGUAGUCGAAGGGUUGUCCAGAUAGCUGCAGGCUUCAUGAUCUUCUUCUCUAUUCUCGGAAAAUUCGGAGCUGUGUUUGCGUCAAUCCCUGGACCCAUUAUUGCUGCUUUGUACUGUCUCUUCUUUGCCUACGUUGGAGCUGGAGGAUUGAGUUUUCUUCAGUUCUGCAACUUAAACAGCUUCAGGACUAAGUUCAUCUUAGGCUUCUCUGUCUUUCUGGGCUUGUCAAUCCCUCAAUACUUCAAUGAGUACACUGCAAUCAAAGGCUAUGGUCCAGUCCACACAGGCGGUCGUUGGUUCGACGAUAUGGUGAAUGUCCCGUUCUCAUCAGAACCUUUUGUUGCUGGCAUGGUCGCCUUCUUCUUGGACAACACACUGCACAAGAAAGAUUCAUCGAUAAGGAAAGACAGAGGGAAGCAUUGGUGGGACAAGUUCAGAUCUUUCAAAGGUGACACAAGAAGUGAAGAGUUCUACUCUCUUCCUUUCAACCUCAACAAGUAUUUCCCUUCUGUCUAGAAGAGAAGAGAGAGAAGAAGCAAAGAGUUUACCAAAAGAAAAUGGUGGAAAACUCAGGAGUUUCGCCAUUGUUGCUUGAGUUUCUUGACGACCUCUGUGUCUUGGUUCUUUUGUUCUGUUCCGUUCACAACUUCGGAAACCUUUUUAAAUAUCUUUCACAUUUUAUAGUCUUGUUUACAAGAAUGAUCAUCUCAAGAAUCUUCAGUUGUAUUGUUGCUUACUAUCUCUCCCUAAUGCGUUUGUCUUUGUAAAUCCGAGGGUACACAGCUUUGUUAUUUUGAUUAGAUUCUUAAUAAGUAUUUAGUUUGAUUUUGCCU